Molecule: messenger RNA, 2808 nt
Organism: Anarrhichthys ocellatus (wolf-eel)
Lineage: Eukaryota; Metazoa; Chordata; Actinopteri; Perciformes; Anarhichadidae
Gene: arnt
Product: aryl hydrocarbon receptor nuclear translocator
Exons: 20
Coding region: 376-2808 (810 amino acids)
Biological process (GO): regulation of DNA-templated transcription
Cellular component (GO): transcription regulator complex; cytoplasm; nucleus
Molecular function (GO): protein dimerization activity; DNA-binding transcription factor activity
Source: RefSeq, a predicted model, not a curated record
AACACGGAUUUCCCAACAUGUGACGUCAUUUGUAUCUGGCUUGCGUGACAUCCAAUAGAAAGGAGAAGAGAAAACUAGACAGCUUCUGCUCCGCUAGCCUGAAGCGCCAUCUUGAAUAGAAAGGGGGAUUUAAACCGAAAAAACACAAGAAAAAGAGGAAUUGGAGGAGUUAAACCGUUACUUUGGUCCGUGUUAUAAAUCCUCUCGGGUCAUCCUGGGACAGUUCUAGUCAUGAUUUCGGGCGGUUGUAACACAAAGUAAAGGCGGAUACGUGAGGAAAUCGGCUAGGAACUUGUUAGCCUUUACCCAGCUAGCAAGGGGGAGGGGCGAGGGGUUUGGGGGAUUCUUUUUUUCCGCAGCCGAAGUUGUUUGUUUAUGUUAUUCCAGACAGACAUGUCCUCUUCAAACCCAGAGUUAUCAGACCCAGAUCUGGGUCUGGGGGCAAGUGGGACCCAAGGAGGUGUCGGGGCUGUUGUACCAAAAGGGACCAACAAAAGAAGAGCUGCGCCAGACUUUGAUGAUGAUGAUGAUGACGACGAUGAAGGAAACAAGUUGUUCAGGUGUGACGAUGAAAUGGGAAGUGGCAAUGACAAAGAGCGCUUUGCCAGGGAGAACCACAGUGAGAUUGAAAGGCGAAGGCGGAACAAGAUGACUGCCUACAUCACAGAAUUGUCCGACAUGGUGCCCACCUGCAGUGCACUAGCAAGGAAGCCUGACAAACUAACUAUCCUGCGAAUGGCCGUGUCCCAUAUGAAGUCUCUAAGGGGAAGUGGCAAUACCAACUCGGAUGGGUCGUACAAACCUUCCUUUCUCACUGACCAGGAACUGAAGCACCUCAUUCUGGAGGCAGCCGACGGCUUCCUGUUCGUGGUGUCAUGCGAGACUGGCCGCAUUGUUUACGUCUCUGACUCCCUGACACCUGUCCUCAACCAGGCACAGUCUGAAUGGCUCGGCUCCUCCCUGUAUGAUCAGCUCCACCCGGAUGACACAGAAAAGCUCCGAGAGCAGCUCUCUACCGCCGAGAACAACAACACGGGUAGGAUGUUGGACUUGAAAACAGGAACAGUGAAGAAAGAAGGCCAGCAGUCGUCGUCCAGAAUGAGUUUGGGAGCCCGUCGAUCAUUCAUCUGUAGAAUGAGGUGUGGCUCUUGUCCCGUGGAACCUUUGUCCAUGAACCGACUGAACUUCCUGAGGAAUAGAAACAGGAAUGGUUUGGGUACAGCCAAGGAAGGAGAGCCCCAGUAUGUAGUGGUCCACUGUACCGGAUACAUCAAGUCCUGGCCCCCUUCAGGAGUGUCAUUAACAGACGAUGAGUCGGACAACACUCAGGGGAGUCGCUACUGUCUGGUUGCAAUCGGGCGAUUACAGGUAACGUGUUGCCCAGGUGACACGGACGUCAACAGUAUUAGUGUUCCAGUGGAGUUCAUCUCACGCCAUAACUGUCAGGGCAUGUUCACCUUCGUAGACCACCGCUGCAUGGCCGCUGUCGGCUACCAGCCACAGGAAUUAUUGGGGAAGAAUAUUCUUGAUUUCGCCUACCCUGAAGACCAGGGCUUACUGAGAGACAGCUUCCAACAGGUGGUGAAGCUGAAGGGUCAGGUCUUGUCGGUGAUGUUUCGGUUUCGCUCCAAAUCGAGAGAAUGGAUCUGGAUGAGAACCAGCUCCUUCACCUUCCAGAACCCGUUUUCAGAGGAGAUCGAGUAUAUCAUCUGUACCAAUGUCAACGUCAAAAACUCAACUCAGGACCCCCUCCCACCCAUCUCCUCCCCAGUGGGUUCGCUGCCCCUCUCCCUGGGUCAGAGCAGUCCAAACUGCCCUCCUGUAAUGCUCAGCCCUGGGCAGGUGGCUGCCAGGCAGUUGCAGCAGCAGCAGGCCGAGCUGGAGGGAGGCGGAGCCAGAGACGGUCUCUAUGAGGCCGGACCAAUCGCCCUCUCGCAGAUGCCGGUGCAACCAGUGACGGCGGUUGGGCCCGACCACAGCAAGAGCCUCGAGAAGCCAGAGCUCUACCCGUCCCUUUUCCAAGGCCCAGAUCAGACCAAGGGCCUGCCCUCUACCUCCACUCCCACCGCACAGAUCUACCCUCCAGCCAAUAGCUUCGCUGCUGGGCGUUCCAAUGAUGCAUACAGGCCAGUCAACAUGACUCCACAGAUGGCACCGCCAGCCCACUCAGCAGGGCAGAUGCUGGCUCAGAUGUCUCGUCAGAAUGGAGCCCCGCAGUCAGUCCCCCCCCCCAGCACUGGCACCCCCCUUCAUGGAGGACCAGCAGGAGGAUGGCCUGGAGCUGCAGCUGGAGUCCGACCACAAUUUAAUAACCAGGUGGCUCCCCAAGCUGCAAAGACCAUGUCUCCGCAGUUUGCGCCCAUGGGAGGAUUUGGCGGUGGCUCCUCCAACUCUUUUGGCCAGAUGCCAACCGGUGCCGCUCCCACCCCGACGAACAAUGCAAACUACCCGCCCAUCACUGCACAUGCCAGCCUCAACGGCAAUGGUUACGAUGGCUCUCGGUCCGGCCAGCAGUUCCCCUCUCGAGCAGCCGAGGCAGCAGUGUGGCCCCAGUGGCAAGGCCAGCAGCACUCUCAGAGUAAUGCGGAGCAGCACCCUCAUGCUCAGGGCAACCAGCAAGACAUUUUUCCUGUGAGUGAAACAAGUCUCUCGCUGGAUGUGGAUGUGGAUCUUGGUUUUGCCCUCUUCUUCUUCUUCCUGCUCUGCUUCUUCUUGUUGGUGACCAUAGUUCGCUGCGGUCAGAUGGUGCUCGACCCUUACAGUAACAUCUCUGUCGCGACAUACCAGGAGGCACAAACAGAGGAGUGA